This is a messenger RNA of Cryptosporidium ubiquitum, 468 nucleotides long. RefSeq names its product tubulin binding cofactor family protein. Gene Ontology annotation, cellular component: microtubule cytoskeleton; cytosol. Gene Ontology annotation, molecular function: beta-tubulin binding. The coding region runs from base 1 to 468 and encodes 155 amino acids. Lineage: Eukaryota; Apicomplexa; Conoidasida; Eucoccidiorida; Cryptosporidiidae. The transcript has 2 exons. Gene Ontology annotation, biological process: tubulin complex assembly; post-chaperonin tubulin folding pathway. The record is from RefSeq and is a predicted model, not a curated record.
AUGUCAAAGCCUGAUGUAGUUAAGCAAUUACAAAUCAAGACUUCAUCUUUGAAAAGAAUGAUGAAAGAUUUAGAAAUGUAUAAGAAAGAGGAAGAAGAAUUCAAAGAAAAAAUAGAAAAUAUGAAGAAUGAUGGUAAAAGUUUCCAUGACAUACAACAACAAGAAAAAUGUUUACACGAGACCUUGCUAGUUUAUCGUGAUGUAUUAAAACGCCUCUCUUUAGGUUACUCUGAUCUUCAUAAACAUUUGAAAGAGAAUUUUGAUGAGAACUAUUCCAAAUUAAGUAACUCAUCAGAAAAUAACUCAAAUUUAGACAUGGACGACCCAAAAAAUCAACUGAUUUCAUCUGCAUUUGUUGAAAUGAAAAAAGUACGAUCUGAAUACGGAAAUAUCAUCAAACUUGAGGAAUUAUCAUUGGGAAACAACAUUAAAAAUGACUUAAUUUCAAAUGAUACUGAUUUUGUUUAG